Caenorhabditis remanei is the source of this 1200-nucleotide messenger RNA. RefSeq lists its product as uncharacterized. The coding region runs from base 1 to 1200 and encodes 399 amino acids. The transcript is spliced from 8 exons. Gene Ontology annotation, molecular function: neuropeptide receptor activity. Lineage: Eukaryota; Metazoa; Nematoda; Chromadorea; Rhabditida; Rhabditidae. Gene Ontology annotation, cellular component: plasma membrane. The record is from RefSeq and is a predicted model, not a curated record. Gene Ontology annotation, biological process: neuropeptide signaling pathway.
AUGAGCGCAAAUCAACGAACAGAUUGCUUCUUCAAUCUGACCACACCCGAACGCAUCGAUCUUUUUCGUAGACGACAAGCGUUACGUGUGGAGAAUGUGUUCCGAACGUUCUACGGGUGGGCGAUGCUGCCGCUGGCGAUUUGUGGAGCCAUUGCCACCAUUAUUUUUAUUAUCAGUUGUUAUAAGGCCAUAAAAGCGCGCCGUGUAUCCCGAAAAUGCUACGCUCUCCUCAUGAAUCGUGCAAUCGGAGAUGCUCUCACAUGUUGCUCCGCUCUGGUGACUUGUGCAUAUGUGCUAACGUGGCAUGAUAUCAACCGAGACAUGGUAGUGGUCAUCGAGUCGUUCUUCAUCGGAAGUUUCUGGUCGGCAAUGGUCUCCUAUUGCUCUUUGUCUUUAUUGAAGUUGUUCGCUGUCUGGAAGCCGUUUCAUUAUAGAAAAUGGUUUACCAUGAGGAGAUGUGUUAAUUUGAUGAUUAUUAGCUGGACGAUCCUCGUACUAAUGGUCAGUUACACGUUAGCCGUCUCGGCUCUUGUCAAAAUUCCAGACCUCAACGCAUGGUCAGGGUGUAAAGCGGAGACUUGUCUCAGGAAUAUGUAUAGAUCUCGCAACCUGAUGACAGCAUCCGUCUAUUGUUUCACUAUACUUGUCUUUGUGAUCACUUGUUUCUUCAUACGAAAAGCUCAAAACUUUAGUAACUCAUUCAAAAAACGCGAGAAGGACGGUGGCGGACGGAUACGGAUGGUGCGGUUCCCGUUGUGGAAGUUGGCGUUGAAUGUGGGAACUUUUGCGAUUUUGAACGUUCCUUAUGCGAUUUGGUGCAUCGGCCUGUUCCUCAACCCAUACCCAUGUCUCUUCCAACGAAACUACUCUGAAAUGAUGCGUCUCCUCGGAUGUAUCCGUCUCUUCCUAGUCAUUCGAUGCAUCCUCGACCCAGUCCUCUCGUUUAUCACUGAUUUUCAGCUGCGUCGCGGGUUCCUGGAACUGUUCGGUCAGGGCAGGAAAGUUGGGGAUCACCAGCGUGGAACAUUCAAACAAAGCUACAGCUCGUCGAGUGCAGAUCAGAAUUCGAUUAUCGAUCGGGCGACGAGAAGUCAGACGGUUACAACGAUUGCAAGUUCAAAUCCAUCCACAAAGGACAAAACGAAGAAGUCGGCGAGUUUCGGAGGAUUGGAGGUCGAUCGGAAAAUCGAUCGGUUUUAA